AUUGUCAUUAAUUUCAAUUUUGAUUUUUAGUUUCAUUCGUAUUGAAUGCGUAAUGAAAUCGUGAUUAAGUAUUUUUUUACACACGCGCUAUAGGAAAAAAAUCGCGCUGUUGACCCGGCUUUACAAAUAUUAUUAAACAUGAUGGAAUACUGCCCUCCAAAUGUUACUUUGGGGGAAAUAUGGGUGGACCAUGGAAUUUCCCAAUGUUUUAUGGAAACUGCUUCUGCAGUGUUUAUUGGUGGAUUUCUACUCGUUUUCGGCUUAAUACAAAUCAUUAUGUAUAAAAGAUAUGCGACGGAGGUGAUGGACGUACGAUCCUCGCGACUAUUUUGUGUACAGAUACUUUUUACAUUGUUCGUGCCGGUGUUAGCGGUGGCGAGGUUCCUAUUACAAGCGUUCGUGUUCAAAGGAGGACAGAUAUAUGGAUAUAUGAUUCUAGCAAUGGUAAUAACAGUAGUGAUGUUCCCACUAUCAGCAUACCUGGCUGUUUUGGAAAGGCGGUUCCUCCUGCCAUCCGUCCCACCGCGGGGCCACGGGUUCGUGCUACUGGUCUUCUGGGCGCUGAUCUUUGUGUCUGAGAACCUGUCCUUCCUGAAUUUGAAUAAGGAGGGGUGGUGGUGGCAUUUAAAAAAUCUGCAAGACCGUUUGGAGAUGUCUCUAUUCGUGGGCCGCUACGUGUCAUGCAUGAUCAUGUUCAUUCUUGGAAUGAAAGCGCCCGGUAUCAUGCAUCAGUUUGAGCACCUGGCGGAGGACGACCAGCGAAGGCUCAUCCCGCCUAGGGUCGAGAACCAGUCCACAUUCCGCAAUGUAUUCAGCAAGCUACGCACUCUCCUGCCGUACUUGUGGCCGAAGAAGAGUUGCCUGUUGCAAUUUAAUGUGGUUGUCUGUAUUAUUUUACUCAUCUCUGGCCGUGUGAUCAAUCUAUAUGUGCCUAUUUACAGUAAACAUAUAGUGGAUAGUAUAUCAAUACCGCCGAUCCUAUUCCGAUGGGACCUCGUGGUUAUCUACGUGUUCUUCAAGUUCCUGCAAGGUGGCGGCACGGGCGGUAUGGGCUUCAUCAAUAACCUUAGGACGUUCUUGUGGAUUCGGGUGCAGCAGUACACCACUAGGGAAUUACAGUUGGAAUUAUUCAGGCAUCUCCACAGCCUACCGCUCUCCUGGCACUUAUCCCGUAAGACCGGCGAAGUACUGCGAGUUAUGGACCGAGGCACGGAUUCCAUAGACAACCUGCUUUCCUACAUCCUGUUUCAAAUCACACCGACUAUUGUGGACAUAGUCAUAGCUAUCGUGUAUUUUGUGACGAUAUUUAAUGCCUGGUUCGGACUUAUCGUGUUUGUGACGAUGGCUCUUUACAUAUUUGCAACAAUCUGGGUAACGGAAUGGCGGACAAAGUACCAGCGUCGCAUGAAUCUCGCCGACAACGAACAGAAGGCCAAAUCGGUCGAUUCUCUACUCAACUACGAAACUGUCAAGUAUUAUGGCGCGGAGUCGUAUGAAGUUAUGAGCUAUCGGGACGCUAUUCUUAAUUAUCAGAAAGAAGAAUUCAGGAAUUUAUUGACAUUGAACAUGUUGAAUACGGUGCAAAAUAUCAUCAUUAGUGGAGGUCUACUAACGGGGUCCCUGCUAUGUAUAUCCAUGGUCGUCAACACUAAAGUGCUGACGGUCGGUGACUACGUGCUCUUUGCUUCUUACAUCAUUCAGCUGUAUAUACCGCUCAACUGGUUCGGGACUUAUUACAGAGCAAUCCAAAAGAACUUCGUAGACAUGGAGAACAUGUUCGACCUGCUCAGAGUGGAUUCAGAAGUCGUGGAUGCGCCCGGCGCUCCUGAUCUACUAGUUCGGCGGGGCGGCGUCGAGUUUAAACACGUUUCGUUUGGAUACGGGCCGGAGAGGCUCGUGUUGAAAAAUGUAACUUUCAAGGUGUCUCCUGGAAGCACUGUGGCUUUGGUUGGCCCCAGCGGCGCAGGCAAGUCGACAGUGAUGCGUCUCCUGUUCCGUUUCUACGACGUGAACGAGGGCGCCGUGCUCGUGGACGGGCAGGACGUGCGCACGGUGACGCAGGCCUCGCUGCGUGCUAAUAUCGGCGUGGUACCGCAGGACACGGUGCUGUUCAACAACACGGUCAGGUACAACAUCCAAUACGGGAACCUGAAAGCUCCGUCAGCAGAUGUCAUCUCGGCAGCCAAGAACGCCGAUAUCCACGAUAGGAUACUAUCGUUCCCAGAUGCAUAUGAUACGCAGGUUGGAGAGAGAGGUCUGAGACUAAGUGGAGGAGAAAAGCAGAGGAUAGCUAUAGCUAGGACAAUCCUGAAAGAUCCUGCAAUCGUCCUGCUAGACGAAGCCACGUCCGCACUGGAUACCAAUACUGAAAGGAAUAUUCAGGCGGCUCUAGCGCGUGUCUGCACCAACAGAACGACACUCAUCAUCGCCCACAGAUUAUCUACCAUCAUCCACGCGGACGAGAUCCUAGUGCUUAAGGAGGGAGAAAUUAUUGAAAGAGGAAAUCACGAAGCCCUCUUAGCACAAGGCGGCGUCUACGCCUCCAUGUGGCAGGACCAACUUGAGAACCGAAACACGAACGGCAACGGCGUCCAAGAGGAAGAGAGCAACAACAACGACCAGAGGCCGCAGCUGCCGCCAAACGGCACCUUCGGACACGGGCAUGGACAUUUAUAGAUGAGUAACACUUGACUGAUCUUGGUAGGCCUUAUGUCUUUGCAGUAAAGCUUAUAAAUGGUCAGUGAUUUGUGUCAAUGAUGUAUGUUGAUGAAAAUGUUGAGAUAAUCUAUGAGAUGUAAAAAUAUCCUUUGGCUUUGUGUGAAAUUGUGUUGUCUCAUUUGUCAUUAAGCUAUCGAGCUUCGGCCUCUCUCGAAAAAACAGGCUGCUUAUUAAGUUGGUGAUAAAAUUUGUGCCGUCGUCAAUAGCUUAAGUUUGUGAAUUGUGUUACGAAAAACUCGAAGGAUAUUUUUCAGCAUUUUAUGACCGAGUAUAAUAAACAAUAUCAACAUUUUCUUAGUCAACUGUACAGAAGGGAAGGUACUAGACUCAGUGUAGCCCAUAUGAUCAAAUACAGUAACAUAUUUUAUUUAAGAUUUACAUUACCUAAAUUCGUAAUGAACGAAAAUAAAAUGUAAUAAUACAUUAUUAAUAUUGCCGUUGCUUUAUCAGUAGAUAAACGGAAAAUUUAAUUUUAUUUUUACGAUUAUUUAAUUGUUAAAUGAGUUUAUUUCUCAACUCCAUACAUAUAUUUUUGGAUGUUCAUAGUAUACUUACUGGUAUGGUCCAACGCAAGUAAUAUUUGUAUAUUUGGUAUGGUUAGACAUAAUACUAACAACAAUACGCUAACAUAUCGGGCGGUGGUGGUGAUGGUGAUAUUCUAUGCCAAUCAACAAAGUUCCGUUAUAGCAAAAUAAGGUUUGCUGUAUUUUGUUUCAUUGGCUUUAAUACAUUUUUUGUACUCGUCCCUUUUGAUAGAUUAUAUACAGGUCUUUUUCGCUACUUGUCACUUUCUUUUGUGGUCACAUUCUGUUUGAAAUAUUGUGACAUUUUUAGGUAUUUGCUGUAAACGAAACUUCAAAAUGACUUGACGAAUUGCGAAUAAAGGUGUCACCAUCUGCUAGUCAAUUUCACGUAGUAAAUGCGAUAACACCCUAAGGCUAGUAUAAAAUACUUAUACUGAAUGGGUCGUGUACAAAAAAUGUUGAAUAGGUACCAAUUGGAUGAAAAUAUACCGACUGCAAACAUUGACAAAAUAAGUAUUUUCGGAUUAGACUUCGUUGAAUGGUCUACACUGUACAGGUUAGCUGUAAAGGAUAAGUCGAGGAAUAAAAUUUAAGGAAUGUACUGAGUGAGUUUGCUCUUUUGUAUCGAGUUUGUAAUGGAUACAAGAUGCGUUUCAUCAACUUGUGAUAGUUUAGUGUAAUAGACAAUUCUUAUGAUUCAAUUAUGACAAAAAAAACCAGUUUGAAAAUCCUGUUCUUAUAUGAAAUGUAUGUUUUAAUACCUUUAUAUUACAUUUAGUUAUGUUAUACUGUUAUAGUUCAAAAUUAUAAACAAUAUCUAAACAGGAAUUCAGACUUCACUCAUCACAGUAGUACCUGGUACCUGAUUUUUUACGGAUAAAAUAACAUUCAAUGGAUUUAGCCAAAAUAAUUUUAAUUUUUUUUUUCUAUUUAAAUAGAUAAUCGAGACAUACCUACCUAUAUAAUGACAAUAACCAUUAUACCAUUAUAGGAUGUACAGUCGCCAUCAGCACCUUAUGAGUACCUUGGCCGCUCCGAUAUAUCUAAUGGCGACAGUACCAAAGACGAGUAGUCUCAAGUAUUUAAAAUCAUUCAAUGUGCAAUUUUGCGAUGGCAUAAAAGAAGCAUAAAAGUGUAUACCUAAGCUUCGUUAUAGUCUCUUCCACACGGCUGCCAACAAAAAUUCCGGCCAAGGUGAACGUGCUGGUUUCAAACCGCCACUAAAUUGCUUUGCGCCCCGACCAAGGUCAGGGUAAUCUUGAACCGUCGGAAGCUUGGUUGGCCGCCAUAUAGCACGACCCAAGGUCCACGAAGAGAAUUUCUCACCUUACCAUACAAGGUGUUUUUUUAGGUGUGUGCAAACUAAACAUAAAAGCCUAAAAACCACCUCUGUAUAGAACAUAUCUGUACAGAAAGAUGCAUACCUACUUCUGUCCCUGGCCGAAUGUUCAUGAUGGAACGUAUCUAAUAUACAGUAAAUGGGAAGUGAGACAAAUUGCUAAUAAUGUAGGUAUCGAGUAAUGUUUAUUGUGCCUAGUAUUAUUACCUACAAUUAAAAUGUUAUGCGAAAUUGCAAGUGCAAGUUCGGUGUGAUUAAAUGUUUUCUUUUGUUUUUAUUA
Molecule: messenger RNA, 4861 nt
Organism: Cydia strobilella
Lineage: Eukaryota; Metazoa; Arthropoda; Insecta; Lepidoptera; Tortricidae
Gene: Hmt-1
Product: ATP-binding cassette sub-family B member 6
Exons: 17
Coding region: 139-2676 (845 amino acids)
Biological process (GO): heme transport; transmembrane transport
Cellular component (GO): vacuolar membrane
Molecular function (GO): ATP binding; heme binding; ATP hydrolysis activity
Source: RefSeq, a predicted model, not a curated record